Molecule: messenger RNA, 3035 nt
Organism: Linum tenue
Lineage: Eukaryota; Viridiplantae; Streptophyta; Magnoliopsida; Malpighiales; Linaceae
Source: the annotation of a GenBank genome assembly
AUACAAAUUACCAUGAUAUCUCGGAAUGUUAAAAGAACCCUCAAAAUAAAAGUUUAUUUAAGUUUUUGGCAAUAUAUUUUUUUGGUAGGAACUAAAAUUAAAUACAAUAAAACAAGAAAAGGGUGAAAUUGGAAAGCAGAUUCAGAUCCCUAAAAUCGUCAGUCUGGUCUCUCGCUUUCGCUCUCGCACACAGUAUUCGCUUUCGUCGCUGGCUGGAUACUCUCGAUCUGCUUCUCCGAAAGCUGCUUUCACUUGGUCCGCCAAAGUUGCCACUCACUUCUGUUUCCUUUUCCAUCUGCAGCAUCGCCUCCAGUCUUCUUGCCUGAAUCUUACUUUGCUCCUUCAAGUCGGAAAUGGGAAGAAGUAGAUGACUCAUCUACAGGGAUGCAGGAUUUGAUAGGUAGGAAUUUAUACUAGGAUAUUAGUUGGGAGUUGUUUUUGGAGCACUAUGGGUGGCAUUUGCUGUAAACCCUCUUCUAUAGUGGAUAACAAAGAAAGGCUCUCAAGUAAAGAAUCAUCUGAUUUGAGGGUAUCAAGGGUCACAUCUUCAAGGAGGGAAGAUGAGUAUAGGCCUAAAGAUAGGUACAACAACAAUGACAGGAGGACAAUGUUAAUUGAUAAGCAAACCGAUGGGUCAAAUAGAUUGCAGGUCAGUGAGAGUGUUGAUAAAAAGAGGGAGAGGAUGGAAUAUGCUGUUGUGCAAUAUCCAAGGAUUGGUAGCAUACCAAAAGCGAUUGAAGGAGAGCAGGUUGCUGCUGGGUGGCCUUCCUGGUUAGCUGCAGUAUCUGGGGAAGCAAUAAAGGGGUGGCUUCCUAGACGGGCUGAUUCUUUCGAGAAGCUGGAUAAGAUUGGACAAGGAACCUAUAGCAAUGUUUACAGGGCACGUGACCUUGAUCAGAAAAAGAUUGUUGCUUUAAAGAAAGUGAGGUUUGAUAAUCUUGAACCGGAUAGUGUUCGCUUUAUGGCAAGGGAGAUCCACAUUUUGCGUAGGCUUGACCAUCCUAAUGUUAUAAAGCUAGAAGGCUUAGUUACCUCAAGGAUGUCUUGUAGCUUGUAUCUUGUCUUUGAAUACAUGGAGCAUGACUUGGCUGGUCUCGCCUCACAUCCAGGUCUUAAGUUUACUGAAGCACAGGUGAAAUGUUACACGCAACAACUCCUACGAGGUCUUGAUCAUUGUCACAGUCGUGGUGUAUUACACCGAGAUAUAAAAGGUUCCAAUCUAUUAAUUGACAAUAAUGGUAUCCUGAAAAUUGCCGACUUUGGUCUAGCAAGCAUUUACGAUCCCAGUCAUAUUCAGCCGUUGACAAGCCGGGUUGUGACCCUUUGGUAUCGUCCACCGGAGCUUCUACUUGGAGCGACAUACUACGGAACUGCUGUGGACUUAUGGAGUACUGGUUGCAUACUUGCUGAAUUAUAUGCUGGCAAGCCUAUUAUGCCUGGUAGAACCGAGGUGGAGCAGCUGCAUAAAAUUUUCAAACUUUGUGGUUCUCCUUCUGAGGAUUACUGGAAAAAGUCAAAGUUGCCUCAUGCUACUAUAUUUAAGCCUCAGCAACCUUAUAGACGCUGUGUAGCUGAUACAUUUAAGGAGUUCCCUGUGCCCGCUUUAGCACUCAUGGAGACCUUGCUUUCCAUUGAUCCUGCGGAUCGGGGAACUGCAGCUUUUGCUUUGAGGAGUGAGUUCUUUACGACAAAGCCACUUCCUUGUGAUCCUUCAAGCUUGCCAAAAUAUCCCCCGAGCAAGGAGUUUGAUGCAAAAAUGCGAGACGAAGAAGCUAGAAGGUUAGGAUUAUCAAAUCUAAACACACACAUUUGCUGGUUUUAGGAUUCUUCGUUUUCUGGAUUAUGUAAUGUUAUCAUGGUACAUAUUUUACUGCAUGAUUUUUGGCAGACAAGGUGCAGUAGCAAGCAAGGGCCACCGACAUGACACUGAACGAAGAGGAACAAGAGAAUCUCGAGCAGUGCCAGCACCUGAUGCUAAUGCGGAGUUGGCUGUAUCUAUCCAGAAAAGGCAAUGUCAGCCAAACUCUAAAAGCCGCAGUGAGAAAUUCAAUCCUCAUCCAGAAGAAGUCGCUUCUGGGUUUCCAUUCGAACCACCUAGACCAUCCCAAGUCAUCGAAUCAAGUGGAGAGCCCCCACACCAACAGCAGCAUAGGCGAGGUUCUCAUUCUGGCCCACUUGCUCAGCGUGUUGCUUGGUCCAAAGCGGGUACUAGGAAUCCCUAUGAAGCUCCUAAGGUUUCUAGUGGGGCUGCUGACUUGUCAACAAUGCCUGCUGGGUUAGUAGCUGCAAGGAGAAGCUUGUUGACUGAGGACCGAAGGGAAAGAUCGGUUCAACCACAAUCUGAAGUCCCGAAACUAAUAGCACGGUUUCCUGGAUCUUUCAAGGAAUCCUCGGAGUCCUUCGGCCAACAAGAUCAGAAGCAUCACCAUUUGCAGGGUUUCACUACAAGUGCCCAUCAGAGGGAGGAUGGAAGGGCUGGCUGCGGCAAUCCUGUCCUUGUUGGGCAUGGGUCAAAGGGUCCCAAAAUCCACUACUCUGGUCCACUGGUUCCGACUGGGAACAUGGAUGAAGUACUGAAGGACCAUGACCGCCAUAUCCAGGAAGCCGUGAGACGAGCACGGAUUGACAAGGUAAAGAUAAGGAAAAUUCAGGUGGAUGGCAGUCAAAUAUCAACCAAUUCAUUAUUCGUUUCUGGUCGUUAAAAAGUUGUAUAAGGAGCUUAGAAAGCAUAGCUAGCUAGACGACCAUUUUAACCAAGUGGGUUAAUUUAAUUUUUGAUUAACUCAUUGAUAAAUUCUCAUCUCUCUUCCUCUCUGAUGGCAAAUGUAUCUAUUGUAUUUACUUAACACUCUCUUCUCUGUCUCACUUAAAUAUGUAAUGUAUAUGUUCAUGAGCUAUUCUUGUAGAGUCCAUCGUCGUUGAUACUUGUGGAUUCCUGAAUGGAAAAUUGAUGAUGCUUCCUGGGCUAGUUUGAAUUUUGUACGUUUAAUGUCGCCAGAAUCAGUUGACGUAGUUCAGAUGAUUGAGAUUUGCUG